Molecule: messenger RNA, 912 nt
Organism: Rotaria sp. Silwood1
Lineage: Eukaryota; Metazoa; Rotifera; Eurotatoria; Philodinida; Philodinidae
Source: the annotation of a GenBank genome assembly
AUGUUAAUCAAUGGUCGUAAAUAUAUUGUACCAUGUCAAAGUCGAUUUUCUCGUCAAUCCAUAAACGAAAUUGCCAAUGCAGAAUACAACAGAAUAUCAAACACGGUUAAAAAAAAUCUUGGUGAUAAUCAAAUGUCAAUUACGGAUGAACGAGCAAAACAAGCAUUUCCAGAAUUAGAACAAAUGAGUCAUGCUUUAUAUUCAAAACCAUUACCAGCAAAAUUAUAUCGAUGUGCUCGUCGUGAAUACAGAAAAGUAAAACGUCUCCAAAAAUUGUUACAUCGUCGACCUGAUAUUAUUAUACGUCAAGUAGAUGAAGGUGAAGGCUUUUAUUUUGGUAAUAAGUCUAUAAUAGAAUAUAAAACAGAAGAAUAUAUGAAGAAAACUGAAGCUUAUCAAGAAGUAACUACUGGUCGAUGCCCUCUAGCCGAUAUUUUACGUUCAACAGAAGCUGUACUUGGUUAUCUUGUCAAGAAAAAAGCAAUUUCUAAAGCUCAACGUGAUAAACUUCUACUUAAUGUAAACACAGUUGAAGUCGCUCAUUUGUAUACACUAUCUGAAGUACAUAAGCCUCAGCUAUCAAUACGACCCAUCGUUUCUGGUUUGCAUGCACCAGUGGCAUUGGUCCCAUUAUUUUUGAAUCAUCUUCUAUCGCCCAUCUAUUUACAAGUGGCACAUGAUACUACAUUCAUUAAUAAUAUUGAUGUUGUUCAUAUGAUAUUAAAAAUCGCUCGUCUACUUUUGGAUACAAAUUAUUUUGCAUAUAAAACUGAAUAUUAUCAACAAAAAGGUGAUGGAGCUACGGGUUCUGCAUAUACACAAGUCUUUGCGAAUAUUUAUAUGUUAGAAUGGGAACAAGGUUUAACAAAACAUCAAGCGUCCAAAAAUGAAAUUUACGGAAGGCUAGUUUGA